Messenger RNA from Carlito syrichta (Philippine tarsier), 5684 nucleotides. It is a transcript of the gene PPIP5K1, whose product is annotated as diphosphoinositol pentakisphosphate kinase 1. NCBI's taxonomy places the organism in Eukaryota, Metazoa, Chordata, Mammalia, Primates, Tarsiidae. Gene Ontology annotation, biological process: inositol phosphate biosynthetic process; inositol metabolic process. The record is from RefSeq and is a predicted model, not a curated record. The transcript is spliced from 32 exons. Bases 228 to 4631 code for a protein of 1467 amino acids. Gene Ontology annotation, molecular function: inositol hexakisphosphate kinase activity; diphosphoinositol pentakisphosphate kinase activity; 5-diphosphoinositol pentakisphosphate 1-kinase activity. Gene Ontology annotation, cellular component: cytosol.
CACGGAAGAGUAAUUAUAGCACGUUGGAGGAAGGAGGCCGUGUGAGUGAGCUGCUCGUGGGAACAGGCAGGGGCACACGGUUGAUCAGUGUCAGAGUAAGAGGAAUCAACAGCAGCCUUCCUUGAGGAACUGCCUUUCUCAUUUGCUGCCUGGAGUUAACAUUGUUUCCUGCUGGCAGAACCAGGGACAUGCCAGCACUAGCGGGAUGAGUGGGUGCUCCGGUGGGGAUGUGGUCCUUGACGGCCAGUGAGGGCGAGAGUGCCGCAGCCCACUUCUUCCUUGGAGCUGGAGAUGAGGGGCUGGGCACCCGUGGAAUAGGCAUGAGGACAGAAGAGAGUGACAGCGAGCUCCUUGAGGAUGAGGAGGAUGAAGUGCCUCCUGAACCUCAAAUCAUUGUUGGCAUUUGUGCCAUGACCAAGAAAUCCAAGUCGAAGCCAAUGACCCAAAUCCUAGAGCGACUCUGCAGAUUUGACUACCUGACUGUUAUCAUCCUGGGAGAAGAUGUGAUCCUUAAUGAACCUGUGGAAAACUGGCCAUCCUGCCACUGCCUCAUCUCUUUCCACUCCAAAGGCUUUCCUCUGGACAAAGCUGUUGCUUACUCCAAGCUUCGAAACCCCUUUCUUAUCAAUGAUCUGGCCAUGCAGUAUUACAUCCAAGACAGGAGGGAGGUGUACCGGAUCCUGCAGGAGGAGGGUAUUGAUCUACCCCGUUAUGCUGUACUCAACCGUGAUCCUGCUCGGCCUGAGGAGUGCAACCUGAUAGAAGGUGAAGACCAGGUAGAGGUCAAUGGAGCUGUCUUUCCCAAGCCCUUUGUGGAGAAGCCAGUGAGUGCAGAGGACCACAAUGUUUACAUCUACUACCCCAGCUCUGCUGGAGGAGGAAGCCAGCGCCUCUUCCGAAAGAUUGGCAGCCGAAGCAGCGUUUAUUCUCCUGAAAGCAGUGUCCGAAAGACAGGGUCAUACAUCUAUGAGGAAUUUAUGCCAACAGAUGGCACAGAUGUCAAGGUGUACACAGUGGGGCCAGAUUAUGCCCAUGCUGAAGCUAGAAAAUCUCCAGCUUUGGAUGGGAAGGUCGAACGAGACAGUGAGGGGAAAGAGAUUCGAUAUCCAGUCAUGCUGACUGCCAUGGAAAAGCUGGUGGCCAGGAAAGUCUGCGUAGCUUUUAAGCAAACAGUUUGCGGAUUUGACCUACUUCGUGCCAAUGGUCACUCCUUUGUGUGUGAUGUCAAUGGCUUCAGUUUUGUCAAGAACUCAAUGAAAUACUAUGAUGACUGUGCUAAGAUUCUGGGGAAUACCAUAAUGCGGGAGCUUGCCCCACAAUUUCAGAUCCCAUGGUCCAUCCCCACAGAGGCUGAGGAUAUUCCCAUUGUUCCUACUACAUCUGGCACUAUGAUGGAACUUCGUUGUGUCAUUGCAAUUAUCCGUCAUGGGGAUCGUACUCCCAAGCAGAAGAUGAAGAUGGAAGUGACACACCCAAGAUUUUUUGCUCUAUUUGAAAAACAUGGUGGCUACAAGACAGGGAAAUUAAAACUCAAGCGACCUGAACAGCUCCAGGAGGUACUGGACAUCACAAGGCUGUUGUUGGCUGAACUGGAGAAAGAACCAGGUGGUGAGAUCGAGGAGAAGACUGGGAAACUAGAGCAACUGAAGUCUGUGUUGGAGAUGUAUGGUCACUUCUCAGGUAUCAACCGGAAGGUACAAUUGACUUACUACCCUCAUGGCGUGAAAGCUUCUAAUGAGGGGCAAGAUCCACAACGGGAGGCUCUGGCCCCAUCUCUAUUACUGGUACUGAAAUGGGGUGGAGAAUUGACUCCUGCUGGCCGUGUUCAGGCUGAGGAGCUGGGACGAGCUUUUCGCUGCAUGUACCCUGGAGGACAGGGUGACUAUGCUGGCUUCCCUGGUUGUGGGCUACUUCGUCUCCAUAGCACUUUCCGCCAUGAUCUCAAGAUCUAUGCCUCUGAUGAGGGUCGUGUCCAGAUGACUGCUGCUGCCUUUGCCAAGGGCCUUCUGGCUUUAGAAGGGGAGCUGACACCCAUUUUGGUACAAAUGGUGAAGAGUGCCAACAUGAAUGGGCUCCUGGACAGUGAUGGUGAUUCCUUGAGCAGCUGCCAGCACCGGGUGAAGGCUCGGCUGCACCAUAUUUUACAACAGGAUGCACCCUUUGGCCCUGAGGACUAUGAUCAGCUGGCUCCCACUGGAAGUACUUCCCUGCUCAACUCCAUGACUAUCAUCCAGAAUCCUGUGAAGGUCUGUGAUCAGGUAUUUGCCCUGAUUGAAAACCUCACCCACCAGAUCCGGGAACGGAUGCAGGACCCAAAGUCUGUAGACCUGCAGCUCUACCACAGUGAGACACUAGAACUAAUGCUACAACGUUGGAGCAAGCUGGAGCGUGACUUUCGACAGAAGAGUGGGCGCUAUGAUAUCAGUAAGAUCCCUGACAUCUAUGACUGUGUCAAGUAUGAUGUGCAGCACAAUGGGAGUCUGGGACUUCAAGGCACAGCAGAGUUGCUACGUCUCUCUAAGGCACUGGCUGAUGUGGUCAUUCCUCAGGAGUACGGGAUCAGUCGGGAGGAGAAACUGGAAAUUGCUGUGGGCUUCUGUCUUCCACUGUUGAGGAAGAUACUACUUGACCUGCAGAGAACCCACGAGGAUGAGUCUGUCAACAAGCUGCAUCCCCUGUACUCCCGAGGAGUGCUCUCCCCGGGUCGCCAUGUUCGAACUCGUCUGUAUUUCACCAGUGAGAGCCAUGUCCACUCCCUACUCAGUGUCUUCCGUUAUGGAGGACUUCUUGAUGAGACCCAGGAUGCACAAUGGCAGCGAGCUUUGGCUUAUCUUAGUGCCAUCUCAGAACUCAACUACAUGACCCAGAUUGUCAUCAUGCUUUAUGAAGACAACACACAGGAUCCCUUAUCAGAGGAACGGUUCCAUGUGGAACUACACUUUAGCCCUGGAGUAAAAGGUGUUGAAGAAGAAGGCAGUGCCCCAACUGGCUAUGGAUUCCGUCCAGCCUCUUCUGAGAAUGAGGAGAGAAAAACAGAUCAAGGGAGCAUGGAGAACCUGUCCCCGGGGAAGGCAUCAGAUGAGCCAGACCGAGCAUUGCAAACUUCACCCCAGCCUACUGAGGGCCCUAGCCUCCCGAGGAGAUCACCCCUCAUUCGUAACCGAAAAGCUGGCUCCAUGGAGGUGCUUUCUGAGACUUCAUCCUCAAGGCCUGGUGGCUACCGGCUCUUUUCAUCUUCACGGCCACCAACAGAGAUGAAGCAGAGUGGCCUAGGCUCACAGUGCACAGGGCUGUUCAGCACCACAGUGCUGGGUGGCUCCUCCAGCGCUCCGAAUCUCCAGGACUACGCCCGCAGCCAUGGCAAAAAGCUACCACCUGCCAGUCUGAAGCACCGAGAUGAGCUCUUGUUUGUCCCGGCCGUAAAACGAUUUUCUGUGUCGUUUGCAAAGCAUCCGACUAACGAGCUGCUGGAUGACCAGCACCCUGUGGUCCGGUUGCUGCGCAGUUUUUCCUCUGACUGCUCAGGGGGCCGGCCAGUCUCCUUGGAUGCCACGCUGGCGCAUCACCUGCACCAGUGCUCCUACCACCUGCGCCUCUUCCGGAACUGGCUGCGCUCAGGCCAGGAUGACCCCGAGUGCCUCUACGGAUUUGAAGGGUGCUCCAUGGUGCCUACCAUCUACCCCCUGGAAACACUGCAUAAUGCCCUUUCUCUGCGUCAAGUGAGUGAAUUCUUGAGUAGAGUCUGCCAACGCCACACUGAUGCCCAGGCACAGGCAUCUGCAGCCCUCUUUGACUCUAUGCACAGCAACCAGGCCUCAGAUAGCCCAUUUUCCCCACCACGUACUCUUCAUUCACCUCCCCUGCAACUCCGGCAGCGCUCUGAGAAGCCCCCUUGGUACAGCAGUGGCCCUUCCAGCACCGUGUCCAGUGCUGGUCCUUCUUCUCCUACUACAGUGAAUGGUAACUCCCAUUUUGGCUUCAGUGAUCAACCCUCUCCAAAUUCACAUGUGACUGAAGAAUGUCAAGGUCUCCGACUGCUCCAGCAGAUUCCUGGGAAUGGAGCACAAGAGCUUGCCAUAGAAAGGGAGCAAGAGAUUUUUGAACCAAACCAAACCCCACAGGUGCCGCCUGUGGAAACCAACCAGCCAUGCCAGGAGGUCCCUGACAUCAGCCAGCCAUGUCAGGAGAACCAUGACAAUGGUAACCAAACAUGCCAGGAAGUCCCUCAGAUCAGUCAGCCAUGCCAGAUGGCCAGCCAAUUGUGUCAGAAAGUCUCUGAGGAUAUUUGCCAACUUUGUCAGGAAAAUCUUGAGGAGGUCAGCCAGCCAUGCCAGGAGUUCUCUGUGGAGGUUGGCAGGCUGGCCCAGGAGGCAUCUGCAAUCAGUCUUUUGUCUCAGGACAACCCUGAGGUUGAUAAACCAUCCCAAGAAUUCCUUGGAGAGUUUGGUCUGCAGGCCCAAGAGGUUCCUGAGGAGGUAAAUCCGCAGUCCAGGGUGAUCCCUGAGGUGACUGACCAGUUGCCUGGAGAGGAUGUUCCUCAAGCCCAGCAUCUGUCUAUUGAUCCAGCCCCUCAGAGCCAGCCUCUAGCCCAUGACCAGCACUCACCCCUUCCACCAGCAACAUGUAAUUAAUUUUCUCAUUGGUGAUGUCACACUGUACCAGCCAUUUGAGCCAGCAAUCUUUUUUGUUGGCUAAUUCACUGGCCACCUCUCACCAGAGGUGUCUGGGGAAGCAGUUCUCUUGGUAUGAAGCAUAUCUGUACCAGAGCUGUGCCUGAGGAGAAGCCAAUUUCAGGUUCAAAGCAGCAUUGGCUCUUCACUUAGCCAUUAGACUUGAAUAGUAUUUCCUUGGGACGGGCUGGUCUGUCAUUACCCAGCCUACUCUGAACACCAUAGGAAAUCACAGAUUGUUAAAGGAAAUGCCACUUAACUGCUGAAGACGCCAUCUGGGCACAGUAAAUACAAAAGGGGGAACUCUAGUGUCUUUGCUUUUCUGGGGAAAUAUUCACAACUUCUCAAGGUACCCUUAGACCAUAUGUACAUUCAAGGAGACUCUUGUUUUUGCUGUCACUCCUCAGGUGGGCCCAGGAUGACCAUCUGAGAUGUCUGGAAAAUAGAGUCCCCUUCUCAAGCACCUGUCAUGGCCACUAAUCUUUAGACUGGACUUUUAAGUGUUUCCAUAUCAUCCCAAGUGCCCCCUCUGUCUCAGUCCUGUUGCUCUGGACAACAGCUCUAGGGAAAAAUAGGUAUUAUAUUGGUGUGCAAGUUUCAGAGUAACUAUUUAAAAUGCUCUAGAGGAUUCUUGGCCAGUCUAUGAAGCUGAGUCUCCCUUUGUUGUGGGACUGUUUGGCUUAGGGGAUCUUGUAGUGGAGAGAAUCAGGUUCUAUUUUAAGCAAUCAGCAGAGAUCAGUAUUGUACAGGUAUGAGCAAAGAUUUAAUAAAUAUAUAUAUAUAUAUAUAUAUAUUUCUUUAGUUGUGCCAGGGAUAGACUGGCCAAAGACCAAACACUCCAAAGUCCCCCCAAAAGUUUGUCUUUAUAUCAUUGUGUCGUAGGGCCAGGUGUGAUUAUGACGCUUUUCCCAAAGAUCUGGGGAUGGGAAUGGGGGUGGAUGGGAGGGAUAAUGCAGUUAUUGGACUGGGGAACCAGAACAUUAUGAGUGCUCAAUAAAUAUGAAAUAUUGAAAA